Messenger RNA from Penicillium vulpinum, 900 nucleotides. RefSeq lists its product as uncharacterized. Gene Ontology annotation, biological process: mitotic DNA damage checkpoint signaling; protein phosphorylation. Gene Ontology annotation, molecular function: ATP binding; protein serine/threonine kinase activity. NCBI's taxonomy places the organism in Eukaryota, Fungi, Ascomycota, Eurotiomycetes, Eurotiales, Aspergillaceae. Bases 1 to 900 code for a protein of 299 amino acids. The record is from RefSeq and is a predicted model, not a curated record. The transcript has 3 exons. Gene Ontology annotation, cellular component: nucleus; cytoplasm.
AUGGCUGAAACUACAACACUGCCUGAUAAUACCUCGGAUUUCGGUGAUUAUGUGAGCAAUGAAGAUGAGCAGCUUGACCUCGAAGAGCUUGUAGAGCCCUGGCAUAAGUACGAUAUAACGGAAACAUCGAAUGUCUUUUAUCCCAUUGAUCUUGGAGAAUUGCUCAACGAGAGAUAUCUGGUCGAGCAUAAACUCGGCUUUGGUGGUGGCUCUACUGUCUGGAUGGCCCAUGACCUUCACGAUAAGAGGGGCGUGGCCCUCAAAGGGACUGGGGGGGGAAACGAAUACCGCAUGCAGGAUGAAAUCCUCCAGAAUGUACAAGAUACCUCUCAUUUAGCGAUGUAUCUAGAGACUUUCAUCCUCCCUAGGAGCGAACAUAGGGUUCUCGUGUUUCCUUUAAUGGGGCCAUGCAUUUCUCCUAUUGACUUGGAACAAACCUCUAUGGCUAGUCGCAUGUCAGCUGCUCGGCAAUUGCUAGAAGCCCUGGAAAAUUUACACAAAGCAGGAAUCGUACACCGUGAUAUAAAUGAGAGAAACUGUAUGUGGGGAAUGAUUCCUCUCCACAAUCUUAAUAGGAGUGCGAAGUACAAGGCACUUGGUCGGCCACUAAAGCAAAAUAUACCAUUUGUUAACCUCGGGAAGAAGGGGGAGCUUGUUCAGCCAAUCAAGGUCCCCAAGAAUUUACGCACAGAGGAAUUCUUUCUCGGUGACUUUGGCCUAGCGAAAAAGCUUAGCGAUAGCAUAACUCAACGAGGCUACCCCCCUUCGCAAUAUUGCUCCCCAGAACGUCUUCAUGGAAAGGAUUCAAGUCUUGCCUGCGAUAUGUGGAGCUAUAUGGUUGUAUUUACUGUGCUCUGCCUUGGCUUUCCACCUUUUCCUACUUGGCUCGAGGGGGAGUAA